AUGGUCGAACCGUGGCUGAGCCUUUACGACGCUACUGGUGCUAUCGGCCUCGAUUGGCUCAGUUCCAGAGACGCCACCGUGGCGCGUUCACCGUCGGGCAUGGAGACGAGCUAUCAAUCCCCAUGGCAGCUCCUUCCUGAUGGCGGCGACAAAUGA
Gaeumannomyces tritici R3-111a-1 is the source of this 156-nucleotide messenger RNA. RefSeq lists its product as hypothetical. Bases 1 to 156 code for a protein of 51 amino acids. The transcript has 2 exons. Lineage: Eukaryota; Fungi; Ascomycota; Sordariomycetes; Magnaporthales; Magnaporthaceae. The record is from RefSeq and is a predicted model, not a curated record.